This is a messenger RNA of Colletotrichum abscissum, 507 nucleotides long. RefSeq lists its product as uncharacterized. Lineage: Eukaryota; Fungi; Ascomycota; Sordariomycetes; Glomerellales; Glomerellaceae. The annotation marks the transcript as partial. The transcript is spliced from 2 exons. The record is from RefSeq and is a predicted model, not a curated record.
UUCAUACCGUGCACCGCAAUCAAGUUGAGUUUCUAUAGUACUCAAGAGCCUAGCCCAAUCGUCUUCCAGCAAUCAACUGCACUGAGCGCUGGAACGUGUGCCUCGCCGGAGCGGGUAGGAUUCCCCACUAUCAAUAGCCGCGAUUUCUCAUCUACUUGCAAAUUUCAGUCGGUCGGUACCGAGCUGUUGGACAUGGGAAUGUCAACAGCCAGUCAGUCUCCUGCUGGCGUGACUGGCAGAACAGAAGCGCACGCGAUAAUCCUGGCGUCUGGUCAAAAUAAUGGCAGUAUCCGUAGCGCGCGGGAUUUCCAGUGCGAGCCUCUUUUAUUUGUAUCGGUUUUUUUUAUGGCGAAGGGCCAAGUGACAAGACUGCACGACCGCGUCCUCACCGUUCGUUCUGGAUUUGGAAGCACCCAGCGAUUAUGCAUCCAAAUCAGUCGGCCAGGCCAUGCUUUUACUUCGUUCAGGUAUGUCAGUGGUUUAGAUUGGUCCAGCAUUGCGGCAUAG